AUGAGCCUGAGCCCAAGUAACGGUGGCGGCAACGCACCAAGUUACACCGGUCACCCGAGCCUUGCCAACUACCCCAUCCACGGCAAUCACGACAAUCACACCAGUCACACCAAUCACGCCAGUCACACCAAUCACGCCAGUCACACCAAUCAUGCGAAUCACACCAAUCAUCCGAAUCAUGCCAUCCAAGCCAGUCAUGCCACCACCACCCACGCGGAGAUGAGAGGGGGCCUCGAGACCACCAACACCCACGUGUACAGGGAGACCCUCCCCGGGAGGAACCACCUGAACCGAAGCGACCUGAACCGCCCACCCAUGGAGGCGCCCAACAAAAAAAAGGAAGAGCAAUUCAAAAGCAUAACACACUUCGCAAAGUACCUCUUCUUCAUCGCGAAAAAAAUUGCCUACGAAGAUAUCCACGGGUUCACAGAAUCCGAAACUCACCAAAAUACAAACGAAGAAUUCAAAAAGGCACUUGUGAAACAUCUAAUCUAUAAAUUGAAUCAAAUACUCUCCUCACUUAUCAACUUCAAUGUCCUCCAGUAUAAUGAAAACGUUAAUAUAAAACAAGAGGUAGAGUACCUCUGUCUAAAAAAUAGCAACAUCACUCUCCACAAAAUAAGGUUGAUGCUGAGUAAAUUAGAAAACAGUGGGACCAACUACAGAUACGUUUUGUAUAUUCUGUUGAAGCUACACAGCUUCGAUGAACACAGUGUUAAGCACGCUUCCCCUCCACCUGUGGGCAACAACACAGUAGGAAAUGGCGCUGUAAAUGUGAACCCAUCUCCUGGAACUGUAGAACCUGAGAGACGAGAAAACGGUUCGCCCGCAGAGAGAGAUAGUUAUAGAUAUGCCCACAGGAAGGGAGGUGCAAACGUUGGUGUAAGUCAAAGAAAGGAAGAUACCUACAGGGAGGAAGAGGGAUCCAAGUUGGUAGACACAAACGAAGGGAAAUCACUACAUGAAUAUGCGCAUGACGGGAACAGGUACCUCCAGGCCACGCAGGAUGGGAAGAGGUACUUCCAACCCACCCAUCCGGAGGGACGACCACACAAUCAACGCACACAAGAUGGGCGUGAGGUUAGACUGUCCAUCCAGGGACAACCCCCACGUAACGACCCACGCAACGACCCACGCAACGAUCCACGCAACGAUCCACGCAACGAUCCACGUAGCGAUCCACGUAGCGACCCCCUCUGCGAAAAGAAUUUCAUAAACAAGAGCCUCUACGCAACGAUCAUUCUGAACAACAAGUUUAACAACCUAGACGUAGAAGAAAACUUUAUCAUGAAGGAUCUCAUCUACCCCCUGCAAGGAAUGAGUGGUCAGUACAUAAAGUACAACAAGAGGGACCGAUGUUUCUAUGUGUGCAACCGCAAAGUUAGCGUUGGUAUGCACCACCUGGUCAACAAUAUUAGUAGUCUGGGAUUACAUUUCAGAAGAAUUAAAAAAAUAGUUGGCGUUUCUUCUUCAGAGGGAGGUACUACAGGGGAAGAUGCUCACAGUGACGCAGGUGACGCGGACAACGCAGACGAUGUAGACGAUGGGGAUGACUGGGGGAAUUUCUCCGAUGCGGGGGAUAGCUACCACCAUCACCACGAACGACGCCAUUCGAACCAAUCCCGUAGGAGAGGGAGUCUAGUUAUCGACGCGCUACACCAAAUAGUACGUGAAUACAUCAACGAAUAUUACAAACUACUCUCCUACCUUGAGAGCGACAUAAAUGAACACAUUCACAAGAACACUGUAUACAUAGGGGUAAAGAAGCUCCAUUUGCGUCUGCAAGAAUCUUACAAAAUAAUGAGGGUUCUAAUGAACGUCGUGGAUGAAUCCCGUAGAAGCACUGGAUGCAAUUUCCUCUCCUUCCUAUACUCCAAAUCACAAACGUAUGAUUAUGAGGAACAGAAAAUAUACCGGGCGAUACUACAGAGAUGCUUAAAGCCAAUAAACUCUAUCCUAAAGCAAUGGGUGGACAAUGGGAUAUUGAAGGAUAAGUACCACGAGACGUUUAUCUCUACAAAUAAAAAUGUUCCAUCGGAGAAAAUAUGGUGUUACAAAUUCUGCCUGAACAGUAAUAACAUUCCUCUUUUUUUAAGUGUAAGUACAGCGAAACGAAUUCUCUUGACUGGAAAAAGCGUCCACUUGUUAAAUAGCUUUGGGGGGGAAGGCAACGAGUUCGAUGAAAUGGUCGGUAGGGUCAAGCCACACCCGCAGUUGGAAUGGCACCAACCUGGAAGAAAACAAAUGGCUAACAAGCUUCUCCACAAAAGGAUGUCAGACGAAUCUCCUUCUCCAGGCGAGGUGGAUGUGUUCUCCGUGACCGACGUAAAUACCUAUGUGGAAAACAUCGAUCGGUAUGUCAAAAGGCUGUGCGUGCGAAAAAACAAGCGACUCAUCUCCAUGUUAGUAAACAAGUACGGGCUGUAUGAACACUUCAAGGCAUUCCGUCACUUCCUCCUUCUCGUGGAUGGAGAUUUCUUCGAAACUAUUUUCGAUAAUAUGAAAACAGAUCUAUAUAUGGAUGCAGAGGAACUCAAACGACAUUAUCUAAACAACAAACUGGACCUAUGCAUAAAAUCCUCCUCAUUAUUCACGUCCAAUCAAAAAAUCCUGAACAAAUUGAUACUCGAUAAAUUCCACGUAAAGAGAGGAGACAUCGGUUGGGAUGUACUCGUAUUCGACUUCUUAGUGGAGAAACCCCUAGACAUUAUUUUUACAAACAGAGUAAAGAGCAUCUACAAAACUAUAAACGUUCUAUUAAUAAAGUUAAAAAAAAUACAUUACGAAUUAGCAAAUAUAUGGUAUCUCUUCACUCACUUAUUUAAAAUAAUGAAUGUCGUUUGUUACAACCACGUAUUCAUUUAUUGUAACAUCAUGAGGAAUGAAAUGUUCCACUUCAUUCAGAACUUGUUGUCUUAUUUCUAUUACGAUGUCAUCGAUACCAAUUGGAGAGAAUUUAAAAAUAUCAUCUUUAACUGUAAUGAUCUAGACCGACUAAUACAUGAGCACUACCAGUACAUAAAUCAAAUUCAGUUCGACUUGUUUCUUGGUAAUUCUGUAGAUGCAGAAGGGGACAUUGGUCCUACUGUUCCUACAGCAUCUGCGUCUUCUUCCUCUACAUCUGUCCAUUCAGAUGUAGAUUCCACUUCAGAUGGUUACCUGAACAGUCCAUUCGAUUCUCCACCCCCUGGAGGUGCAUCUGACUUUGUUUAUGUCCCUUCACAUUUUGCCGGCGAACCAUCUGGAAAGAAAUUCGUUUCAUUUUCUGGACGAGUUGGAAAUUCCUCCAGCAAAAACGCUGAACCCAAUUAUUACACCACAGAUGCAGGUCCCCAAACGGGUUCUACGAACAAUAGAACCCAAAACAUUGACAGCGAGACGCAUCUCUGCAUGUAUAGAAUCUUGGACAUCAUAACGCGCUUUAUCAAUCUCACGAGUGCGCUCAUCUCUUCCGUCUGUGAAGGUUAUUCCGACAUAAAACAACUAACGGAUACCAAGAAGGAUGAUAGAAACAUUGUAGACAACGACAUUGACUACGUAAACAGUUUCAUUAACACGAACAUUAUUGGAGAAAAAACCAUUCGAGAUAUUAAAACCCUUCUCAAGUAUUACAGAAACUACAUCUACAAGUUUAUUUGCCUCCUCCUCAGCGACAACAAAUCCCUGUGCGCACACUCUCGCAUCUCCAAACGGGACAAACUCAACUCCCACCGCCUCCUCGCAGCGCGCCUCGACUUCAACCUCUACUACGUCAACAUCUCCAAACUCAUGGACGCCGGCUCCCCCAAGCUUAACAUCUCCAACCAGAUUAAGAUGAUCAAGCGGGGUUAA
This is a messenger RNA of Plasmodium knowlesi strain H, 3831 nucleotides long. RefSeq names its product gamma-tubulin complex component, putative. Gene Ontology annotation, molecular function: gamma-tubulin binding; microtubule minus-end binding. Lineage: Eukaryota; Apicomplexa; Aconoidasida; Haemosporida; Plasmodiidae. The transcript has a single exon. The coding region runs from base 1 to 3831 and encodes 1276 amino acids. The record is from RefSeq and is a predicted model, not a curated record. Gene Ontology annotation, biological process: microtubule nucleation; meiotic cell cycle; mitotic cell cycle. Gene Ontology annotation, cellular component: centrosome; spindle pole; gamma-tubulin small complex.